AUGAAACAUGCUUUGCCCUUUACGCUGGCCGCGCUCGCCUGCGGCUUCUCUCUGGCGAUGACCCCGCCCGCCGCGGCCAACGAGGCUUGCGGCAGCGGCGAACCCGCCACAGGCGAACCGAUCAAGAUCGGCGCGAUUGUCGGCCAGACCGGACCCGCCGACUUUUCCUCAGCGUCCAAAUCGGCCGCCGCCUUCUUCGACUGCGUCAACGCCAAUGGCGGCAUCAACGGGCGACCGGUUGAAUAUCUCGUCGAGGACGAUGCCUGGAACCCCGAAAACGCCGCCAACGCCGCCGCCAAGCUGGUCAAUGACGAGGGCGUCGUCGCCAUGGCCGGUUCGACCUCCUUCAUCGAAUGCGGCACCAACGCCAGAUUCUAUGCCGACAAUGGCAUCGGCGUGAUCGCGGGUGUCGGCGUGCCGCGCGAAUGCUUCUUCUCUUCCAACAUCGCGCCGAUGAACAUGGGCCCACGCCUAUCGACCCUCGGUGCGGCGAUCGAUGCCUAUGAAAACCAGGGUGCCCGUUCGUUCGUCUGCAUGGCACCGAACAUUCCCAAUGUCGGCGGUUGGUUCUGCGAAGGGCUGGCGGCCUGGGGCGCCGACAAGGGCGUUGAGACGCACAAUGUGCUGCACGAUCCGGCGACACUCGAUCCGACCUCGCUGGUCCUGCAGGCCAUGGCGAUGGGCGCCGACGCGAUCAUCGUCGCCGAACCGGCGCCGGCCGCCAUCCCGAUCUUCAACGCUGCCGAGGAUCAGGACCUGCGCGAGGAAGCGAUCUGGCUCGGGCCGACCUCGAUCUAUGACACCGCGUUCCCGGCAGCUGUCGGCGACUACUGGGCCGGCGCGAUCAAGGCGCAUAUCGAGUUCAACACGCUCGACAGCGACGGCGUCGAUAAUACGGCGUGGCUGUCGAUCAUGGACGAAUAUGGCAACGCCUCCGAUCCGCGCGACAGCUUCAGCCAGGGCGGCUAUCUGGCCGCCAAGAUCAUAACGGGGGUGCUGCGCGGCAUCGACGGCGACAUCACCCGUCAAAGCGUGCUGGAAGCCCUUCAGACCAUGGAGGCGGUGGACUCUGAUCUUCUGUGUGGUGCGUGGUCGUUCGGACCCGGCGACCGGCACAAUGCCAACCAGGCCGGCCGCAUGGUGACCAUGACCGCCGAUGGCUGGGAAACCUCGCGCGAUUGUUUCGUCUCCGACGAUCCCGAACUCGCCGACAUCCGCAGCUGA
Molecule: messenger RNA, 1224 nt
Organism: Effrenium voratum
Lineage: Eukaryota; Dinophyceae; Suessiales; Symbiodiniaceae
Source: the annotation of a GenBank genome assembly